Molecule: messenger RNA, 600 nt
Organism: Chrysochloris asiatica (Cape golden mole)
Lineage: Eukaryota; Metazoa; Chordata; Mammalia; Afrosoricida; Chrysochloridae
Gene: COMMD9
Product: COMM domain containing 9
Exons: 6
Coding region: 4-600 (198 amino acids)
Source: RefSeq, a predicted model, not a curated record
AAAAUGGCUGUGGUGACACUCGAGCAGUUUGAUGCUCUCCAAAUCCUGCUCAAGGCCUCCUCGAAAGAUGUUGUUAGACAGCUGUGUCAGGAGAGCUUUUCCAGUUCAUCCGUUGGCUCGAAAAAUCUCUUGGAUGUUACAUGUUCCAGCUUGUCUGUGACCCCGGAGGAGGCGGAUCAACUGCUCCGGGCUCUGCACUGCCUCACAAGGAUGGUGGUAUUCCGGGACCUGUCUUCCGCCGAGGCAAUUCUGGCUCUCUUUCCUGAAAACUUCCACCCAAACCUCAAAAACCUGCUGACAAAAAUCAUCCUAGAACACAUAUCUACGUGGAGAACAGAAGCCCAGGCCAAUCAGAUCUCUCUGCCGCGGCUGGUCGACCUGGAUUGGAGAGUCGAUAUCAAAACCGCCUCAGACAGCAUCAAUCGGAUGGCGGUGCCCACCUGCCUGCUCCAGAUGAAGAUCCAGGGUGACCCUAGCCUGUGUGGGGACAAACCCUCCGUCUCUGCUGUCACCAUGGAGCUAAGCAAAGAAAUGUUGGACACAAUGUUAGACGGGCUGGGCCGCAUCCGAGACCAGCUUUCUGCCGUGGCCAACAAGUGA